Messenger RNA from Aspergillus saccharolyticus JOP 1030-1, 2014 nucleotides. Its product is annotated as TFIIH subunit TFB1 family protein. The coding region runs from base 45 to 1970 and encodes 641 amino acids. The record is from RefSeq and is a predicted model, not a curated record. Gene Ontology annotation, biological process: transcription by RNA polymerase I; nucleotide-excision repair; transcription by RNA polymerase II. Gene Ontology annotation, cellular component: transcription factor TFIIH core complex; transcription factor TFIIH holo complex. Lineage: Eukaryota; Fungi; Ascomycota; Eurotiomycetes; Eurotiales; Aspergillaceae. The transcript is spliced from 2 exons.
CUCGACGCCGCCCAGGACAGUGGACGCUGUCGAGCUCGAUGACGAUGGCCCCUCCGAGCGGGUCGGCAGUGUACAAGAAGAAAGAUGGCACCCUGACCAUGUCGCCGGACCAGCAGUCGGUCUCCUGGAUUCCAGCGGCGGGUGGUGCAACGGGGACGAUUACGAUCUCCGUGGCUCAGAUAACGAAUUUACAACAGACCCCCGCGACUAGUCCAAAAGUAAUGCUGAAGAUCCACGUCCUUCCUCCCAGCGCACCGGACAACACUCCCGAACAAUACGUCUUCAAUUUCACGGCGGGAGCGAAUGCACGAGCCGAGGCGGACGCCAUCAAAGAUGCGCUCAGCGCGGCCAUUCAGGCUGCCAAGACCGCCCAGGCCGCACCCACCCCUCCGGUCGCUGCUGUUGCGGCGGCCAGCGGUGGCGGGUCGACCGAAGGCGUGUCCGCGGCGAUGGCGAUGGCGAAUGCGAUAACGGCCGGAGGAAGAAAUGUGAAGCCAUGGGAUGACGACAAGCGCCUCCAGAGCGACAUGGAGCUGCAGCAGUCGCUACUCAAAUCGAACCCGCAGCUCCAGCGCAUGUUCAUGGAGUCGAUGGGCACGAAGCCCGAAACCCUCUCGGCUGGACAAUUCAUGAAGCAGUUCUGGUCCACGCGGCUGCAUCUUCUGCGAGCCCAUGCGAUCGAGCGCGCGCAGACGCGCGGGUCCUACAAUGUGCUGUCAACGCUGAAACCACGGGUGGAGGACAGCGUGACGAAGCUCAACAUCAGCAAGGAGCAGAUCCAGCUGAUCUUCAACCAGCACCCUCUGGUGAAGCAGGUGUAUGACGAGAACGUGCCCAAGUUGAGCGAGACGCAGUUCUGGUCGCGGUUUUUCCAGAGCCGGCUGUUCAAGAAACUGCGCGGAGAGCGGAUCUCCGAGACGGAUGCGACGGAUGCGAUCUUGGAUAAAUACUUGAAGGCAGACGAGCACGGGAACCUGCGAGAGGCGCAGGUCCCGCACUUUUUGGAUCUGGCGGGCAAUGAGCUUAAUCACAGCCAGCGGCGCGGGAACCGCCCGGACCUCGACAUGCGACCAUCGUCCGUGGAGAAGGUCCCCAUCAUCCGGACGUUGAAUAACCUCAGCGAGAAAAUCAUGGCCAAUGUCGCACCGGCGGAUGCUAUACCGCAAGCGGGCGGAGAUACUGAGGAGGACACAUAUAACGAGCUGCAGCUGCGUGAUCUGCGAGGGGAUGAGGAGCAACGUCGCGUUCUGCUCAAUGUCAAGGACCAGAGCCGGUUUUUCUCGUCUCAGUCGAAGACGGAUACAGAUGAAGAGAGUCGACUGUUUGCUCAACAAGAUCCGAAACAGAUUCUAAAUGAUUUGCGUGAUGAUGCUGAGCAGAAUCUGCCAGAGGGCGGGGUAGUGCCUCUUGGACGAUUAGUCGAACCGGAGGAAGAGGAAGAUGACGAUGAGAUGAAGCAGGCGAGCCAGGUGGGCUCCCGGGUCAACUUAAAGCGGGCAUCGAGCCAGAUCCUCGAGGCCAUCCGGGAUCGCCGCGCCCAAACGGAGGUCUCGGCAACCUCGGGUACAUUCGGCCUGUCGAGCGCGCUGUACGACCGACUAACGCUCACGCACGCUACUACUACGGAGUUUUUGCACCAGUUCUGGCAGGCGUUUUUGUCUGGGAACCCGGAUCGCGCGGGCGAAUUGGCGUCGCUGGUGGAGUCCCUUAACCGAGCCAUGGAGCGCAUUAAGGCCGUGCAGCAAGACGCGGAGGCGGAGCGACAGGUGGAGGUGGACCGUUUACGGCGCCACGCACGCGAAGUGCUUGAGGCGACCGGCAAGAAACUACGGAUCAAUCUGGCGAAUGUCGCUGGCGGCGAGCAGGCCGUGACCCGGCUAUUGGGGCCGACGAUCCGCGCUCUGGAAACGGCGCUGACAAAGUAUAAGGAGGCAUUAGCAGAGGAACUGAAGGAGGUGCCUCCAGCAUAACGGGAUCUGUAUGAUAGACUAGACAUAAAAAGCUUGAAUGGUGA